AUGAACAACUGCAAUGGCAGUUCUUCUGCUAAAGACUUUUAUCUCACUGGAUUUCCUGCACUUCAAGAUUUCCAAAUCCCUCUUUUCUUUGUAUUUUUGUUAUGUUAUCUGAUAAUACUAAUUGGUAAUACCAUUAUUAUAGCUGUAGUUGUGAUUGAUCAAACACUUCACAAACCCAUGUACUUUUUCCUAACUAAUCUCUCUGUGCUAGAUAUACUAUUUACAACUACUACCAUUCCCAAAAUGUUGGCAAUGUUUCUGGUCAAUGCCAAAACUAUUUCUUUUCACUUCUGCUUUCUGCAGAUGUACUGUUUUCAUGGUCUAACAGUGAUUGAAUCGCUAUUUCUUGUAGUCAUGUCUUAUGAUCGUUAUGUAGCGAUAUGCACUCCUUUCCAUUAUCCUGUUAAAAUGACAAAGAAAGCAAACAUUCUACUGGCAGCGUGUGCCUGGGUAACUCCAUUGUCAAUAUCAAUACCUAUUACCUUCCAGGUCUCUCUGUUAACAUUUGGUGAAAAAACCACAAUUUAUAAUUGCUUUUGUGAUCACUUGGCAGUUGUGCAGGCAGCAUGUUCAGAUUUCAUCGCCACUUUUCAGUCUCUCAUGGGGUUUUACUUUGCCAUGACUGUUUCAGCUGUGCCUUUUAUACUCGUCGCCCUGUCAUAUAUUUGCAUCAUUAUCUCCAUAUUAAAGAUCAACUCUAACAUAGGUCGCAGUAAGGCUUUUUCUACUUGCACUUCCCAUUUGAUUGUGGUUGGCACUUACUAUUCAUCCAUCGCCAUGGCAUAUGUUUCCUACAGAGCAGACCUGCCGAUUGAUAUCCAUAUAAUGGGUAAUGUUGUUUUUGCUACUUUAACCCCCUUGUUAAAUCCACUCGUUUACACUUUGCGAAACAAGGAAGUAAAAUGUGCAGUAAAAAAGUUUGUUUUUCUAAAGCUCAUUUCUCCUUCUAACAAAAUGUAA
Molecule: messenger RNA, 960 nt
Organism: Pelodiscus sinensis (Chinese soft-shelled turtle)
Lineage: Eukaryota; Metazoa; Chordata; Testudines; Trionychidae
Product: olfactory receptor 2AT4-like
Biological process (GO): G protein-coupled receptor signaling pathway
Cellular component (GO): membrane
Molecular function (GO): olfactory receptor activity; G protein-coupled receptor activity
Source: RefSeq, a predicted model, not a curated record